UUAAUAUUUAAAGGAAAAAGGAUAUUAUUUUCUCCUGUGAAGAGUGCCGUUCUUGGUCGCAUGUUACAUUUUCCAGUAUCAAUCUCCUUCUAUUCGCUUCUUCCAAUUCCGUCUUCGUUCUCGUCGUCUCUCGCAUGGCGGACCUUUACCAAUAAGCAGAAGCUCAAUUCCCAUUCAUUUUCCGGCCAGAAUUCAAUCCCCAUUUCCCCCCAAACUUCUCCUCCGAUUUCUCAUUCUAUCUGCUCUCUUCUCCUACUCCCAACCUUAUUGCAUUCUUCUCACACGCAUUGCUUUCAUACACCCUACCCUUCAUCACUUACCCAAACUCCUUUUCUUUUCCCUUCCUUCCAUUUCCAAUCGCUACUCUGAAGGGGUCUUCUGAUUGAAUUGUUUGUGGGGUUUCAAGUGUUGCUUCGAAAUUCUGAGUCUUCUUCCUCUGUCUACGUAGAUAUGAUCUUCAUUCCUAUCUCUACCGCCCUUUUACGCUGAGAUGAGGGGCUUCUGAGUUAUUCACACUUGCUUCCAAUUCGUUAUUUGGGGGAAGAUGGAUGAGGGAAAGAGAGUUGCUCUUCUUCCUUCCGUUGCAUUUCCUUUCAAAUAGUUUUUAUAUCAUUGCCAUUGCGUUCUUCUGCGGCCAGGCUUCAAACUUUGCGAUUACCACUUCUAGUGUAGGAGGUUUCAAGCAAUAUUGUUAUUGUGAGUCAGAGCUCAGUAAUGAUUUCACUGUCAUGCAUGGAUAUGUUCAGUGAUUAUGAUUUAUAGGGUGGAUUUUAUUGUCGGUGGAGAAUAAUUCUGCAAGACAAGGGGUGGAGUUUGCAGCACUUUCGUGCUCUUCCGCGGGCAUUAGGAAGGACUAGUACCUUGGUGGUGUUUUGUCUUAAUCAUUAUUCAAAGAAUGUGGUAAAGGAUGCAAGAAGUGUUAUGCUGUUAUGUUUGAUCAUGUUUAAUACUCAUUAUGGAAAGAAGUGAACCUACAUUAGUUCCAGAGUGGCUGAGAAGUUCUGGAAGUCUUUCUGGGAGUGGAAUUUCAGCUCAACAAUUUGCAUCGUCUUCUUCUCACUCAGAUAUUUCUUCUCAAGCUCAUUACUCAAGGAGUAGAACUUCAAAGAGCAUUAGCGAUAUAGAUAAACCACAUUUUGAUUUCUUGGAUUGGUCAUCUUCAUCAAGCUCGAGGAGGAGUUCUAGUAAUGGAUCUGGAAAGAAUGCUUACAGUAGUUUCAAUAGGAAUCAUCGUGAUAGAGACCGUGACAAGGAGAAAGAAAUGUCAAAUCUUGGGGACCCCUGGGGCUAUGACUUUUCUAGCCCUCUGGUAAACAUAUUUUCCAGUAGAGUUGAGAAGGAAACUUUGCGGCGUUCUCACUCAAUGGUAUCUAGGAAGCAAGGUGAUUUAUUUCCUCAAAGAGGUGCUGUCGACUUGAAAAGUGAAGGCUAUAAUCAUAAGGUUAACAGUAAUGGCUUUCACUCAGGAAGUACAAUUAACGGUAUCACUGAUAAGGCUGUUUUUGACAAGGAUUUUCCAUCACUUGGAUCAGAAGAAAGGCAAGGAGCACCAGAUGUAGGAAGAGUAUCAUCUCCUGGCUUGACCACAUCUGUUCAGAGCUUGCCUAUGGGAAGUUCAACUUUUAUUGGCCGGGAGGGAUGGACAUCAGCUCUGGCUGAGGUGCCAACUAUCCUCACAGGCAGUCUGGCUGCUCCAUCAUCUGUUCAACCGACUGUUGCUGCCACUUCUGGGUUGGGGUCCCCAAAUGCAACAACUCCACGCAAGAUGGCUGAAGCUUUAACACAGGCACCAACAAGAGCGCGUGUUGCUUCUCAGUCAACUGAGUUAUCUGUCAAGACACAGAGGCUUGAGGAAUUGGCUAUUAAGCAGUCCAGGCAAUUAAUCCCAGUAACACCUUCGAUGCCUAAAGUUUCUGUUCUUAAUUCUUUUGAAAAAUCUAAGUCCAAAGGAGCAUCCAGACCUGCUGAAAUGAAUGUGCCUGGCAAGGGCGGUCAACAACAGCUCUCCCUGGUGCAACAUAAUAGUCAGCCUCUUCGAGGUGGACAAGUCAAGUCCGAUUCUCCAAAGACCACUCAUGGGAAAUUUCUGGUUCUCAAACCAGUAUGGGAGAAUGGCGUGUUAAAGGAUGGCUCAAAUCCAAUUAGUAAUGUUAACAGUAGAACUGCAAAUUGCCAACCUUCUUCUGUUGCCUCUUCAGCAACACCUAACACUUUAAGGAACCAAAACAACUUGAAUCCUUCAUCCUCUCUGGAGCGGAAGGUAGCUGCAUUGGAUCUGAAAUCAGGAUCCACUUUGGAAAAGAGACCCCCUUCUGCUCAAUCGCAAAGCAGGAAUGAUUUCUUCAAUCUCAUAAAGAAAAAAACUUUGGUGAAUGGUUCCACUUGUCUACAAGAUUCAGGUAUCUGCACAUCUUCCAUCAAGGAAAAAUCUGGGAUAGUGAACGGGGAAGUAGUUAGUGCUGCAGUGCAUCCUUCUACUGUUACUGAUGAUGAGGUAGCUAGCAAUGGCGAUACCACUGAAGAGGUUCAGAGGUUUUCUGAGGUUGUGAAUAAGAGUUUGAGCCCUAACAAAGCAUUAUGUACAGAUGAGGAAGAGGCUGCAUUUCUUCGUUCUCUUGGAUGGGAAGAAAAUUCAGGAGAGGAUGAAGGACUAACGGAGGAGGAGAUUAAUGCUUUUUAUCAGCAGUACAUGAAGCUGAAGCCAUCUUUGAAGCCAAUCAGAUGUAAGUUACCAGAGCCCUCCAGUGCUGUCUGAAUCAUCUUUCCUGUGGGAUCUUUGUCAGUUUAGACUCAUCAGACUUGGUGAUCCCGAAUGCCUAAUAUCAACUUGUUUUUGUGGUAAGUUGUCUAGGGUUUCUUCCCAUUUUUCUUUUAGUAGAGUAAAAAAAAAAAAAAAAAGUUGACAAUGUUGGGCAGGAAGCAGAGACUAGAGAGUGAGUGUUGUUUUGGCAAAGUGCAAUAAGUCAAUAGGUAACGAAGUCUCUGCUUGCAUACAAGUUUACAUCUUGAUUUUUUUUCCCCCUUACUUUUUCGUUUUUCUGAAGGACAGUUAGGAAGGGGUCGGAUAGGUGCUGUACUUUUGUUUGCAAUUGCAACUGAAGAUGGUACUGCAAUUUGCAUAUUUACAAUAUUUGGGCCCUUUUUGUUAAUCUUUAAGAUUGAUCCUUAAAAAGGCCUGCUUUGCUUUUCAUGAGUUUAAAGAAGGAAAAAAAAAUUAAUUUUGACCCUUA
Messenger RNA from Benincasa hispida (wax gourd), 3230 nucleotides. RefSeq lists its product as uncharacterized. Lineage: Eukaryota; Viridiplantae; Streptophyta; Magnoliopsida; Cucurbitales; Cucurbitaceae. The record is from RefSeq and is a predicted model, not a curated record.